AUGUUGGAAUACACAGUGAGGCAGCAGGAUGCGAAAACAUUGAUUGUGGAUGAUGCCACCUUGUCAACAGGUGCUGGAACACGUGAGGAGCGCAAUCGUGUAUUGGAUACGGCAAAAUCAGCGAGUAUUCUGCCAGUGCCAAUCAUCAGCCGUUUAUCGACGACAUGGAUGAAUAAUGCAGCAGAUGCCUCAAUGCAGUUGCAGCAAGAAUGCACCAUCCUUUUACAGCAAUAA
This is a messenger RNA of Lichtheimia ornata, 234 nucleotides long. RefSeq lists its product as uncharacterized. Lineage: Eukaryota; Fungi; Mucoromycota; Mucoromycetes; Mucorales; Lichtheimiaceae. The record is from RefSeq and is a predicted model, not a curated record. The transcript has 3 exons. Bases 1 to 234 code for a protein of 77 amino acids.